This is a messenger RNA of Anoplopoma fimbria (sablefish), 1755 nucleotides long. RefSeq names its product tyrosyl-tRNA synthetase 2, mitochondrial (gene yars2). Bases 107 to 1549 code for a protein of 480 amino acids. Gene Ontology annotation, biological process: tyrosyl-tRNA aminoacylation. The record is from RefSeq and is a predicted model, not a curated record. Gene Ontology annotation, cellular component: cytosol; mitochondrion. Lineage: Eukaryota; Metazoa; Chordata; Actinopteri; Perciformes; Anoplopomatidae. Gene Ontology annotation, molecular function: RNA binding; ATP binding; tyrosine-tRNA ligase activity. The transcript has 5 exons.
AGUUUGAACUGCGCUUCGGAACCAGUCCACUAGAGGCGCUACACUCCUCACACACUCCUCAGUGAUCCUUAGCUCCGCCUCCGUGUUCCGGUCGCAUUUGGCCAACAUGGCGGCGUCCAUGGCGAGGACCUGCUGUCAUGUAUCGCGGCAUGGACCCUGUAUAUUACCCAGAAGAACGACUCUUUACCUCUCUCUCAGGUCUAAACUUCACUGCUCUCCCCCUGCACACAACGGACUGCUCUUUUCUCUCAACAAACGCGGUAUUGUGAAGGACUCUUUCCCCGAAGACGCAGCGCAGGACCGGCUCCCUCGGCUGCUCCAGUCCGGCGCGCAGACCUUGUACUGCGGCUUUGACCCCACGGCCGACAGCCUCCACGUGGGCAACCUGCUGGCUAUCAUCGGCCUGUUGCACUUCCGCAGCGCCGGCCACCAUGUCCUUGCUGUUCUCGGAGGGGCCACGGCGCAAAUUGGAGACCCCAGCGGGAAAACGAGCGAGAGGGAGCGGGUGUCCGAGGACGCGGUGGCGGCGAAUACGCGCGGCAUCCGAGAGAGCAUCCAGAGGAUUUUCACCAACCAUGAGCUGCUCUUCCAGGACAGCUCCAGGAGACUGGGCACGGUGACUGUGCUGGACAACCUGAGCUGGUACAAGAGCCGGGGGGUGGUGGACUUUCUGUCGGAGGCCGGGAGACACUUCAGGAUGGGCACCAUGCUCAGCCGCCACAGCGUGCAGGCCCGGCUGAAGAGCGCAGACGGGAUGAGCCUGACUGAGUUCACCUACCAGGUGUUCCAGGCUUAUGACUUCCACCACCUGAACCAGAUAUACGGCUGCAAGAUCCAGCUCGGGGGCACCGACCAGCUGGGCAACUUGAUGUCUGGCCAUGAGUACAUUCACAAAGUGAGCGGUGAGGACGUGUACGGCCUGACCAUCCCGUUGGUGACCAGCUCUGCCGGGGACAAGCUGGGGAAGACGGCAGGCAACGCGGUGUGGCUCAACAGAGACAAGACGUCUCCCUUUGAACUCUACCAGUACUUUCUCAGGCAGCCUGACGCCAGUGUGGAAGGGUACCUGAAGCUGUUCACCUUCCUGCCUCUGGCGGAGGUGGAGAGGCUGAUGGAGCAGCAGAGGGAGGACCCAGGGAAACGCCUCGCACACAAACGGCUUGCAGCAGAGGUGACGAAGCUGGUGCAUGGAAAGGAGGGCCUCGAGAGCGCUAAGAGAUGUACCAACGCGCUGUACCACAGCAGCGUGCAGGCCUUGGAGGAAAUGAGUGACGAUGAGCUUCAGGAGCUCUUCAGGGAGGCUCCCUUCCAUGAGCUGCUGCUGGAGCCGGGUACCACGGUGAUAGACGCCUGUCGCAGGGUCAACGCCAUCCCAGCGGGACCCAGAGGGUAUCAAAUGGUUUCAGACGGAGCCGUGUGGAUCAACCACAGGCGGACGGACCAACCGGAGCAGAUACUGAUCCCCAAACUCCAUAUCCUAUCGAAUGGACUCACCCUGCUCAGAGUGGGCAAGAAGAACUUCUAUAUCAUCAAGUGGCUCUCUCUCUGAGGCGGUCUGCUAUCGCAAGGGACCACUUUGAAAUAUGAUGGACUGGCUGGGAAGGUAGGCCACUAGCAGGGUCAGUGAGGAGACGUGGAUGGACUGAUGUUUUGGAACAUACUUGUUUUUUUGGCGUAGCGAUAUGCCUGUUGUUGUCAUAUAAAUAUGUAUAUGUAGAGAUGUGAUGUAUAUCUAAAGCUAUGGUAUUAAAAAGG